This is a messenger RNA of Anarrhichthys ocellatus (wolf-eel), 1234 nucleotides long. RefSeq names its product small muscle protein X-linked (gene smpx). The transcript has 5 exons. Lineage: Eukaryota; Metazoa; Chordata; Actinopteri; Perciformes; Anarhichadidae. Bases 180 to 452 code for a protein of 90 amino acids. Gene Ontology annotation, cellular component: muscle tendon junction; M band; costamere. The record is from RefSeq and is a predicted model, not a curated record.
UAGAGGGCGGAGAGAAGAACAAAGGAGAAAGAUAAUGAAAGAGAUGGAGGGCAGAGAGGAAACUAGUGUGAGAGAUGGAUAGAAAGUGUAAGUGAACAAAGCGAGAGAAGUCCUAAAGUCAAGCAUUAAACGAUACAGUGUUGUGUCCUCAACAGGUCAGUGGACUUACCGGGAGGAUUAUGUCCAAACCUUCGUCCAACGUGAAGGCCCUACAGGCUAAUUUGAACAUCCCGAUGGGAGCUCUGCGUCCAGGGGCGGGACAUCCUGUCAAGAGGAGAGAGGAGACAGUAGACACAGAAGAGGCUCAUUCACCAGACCAACCCUGCGCUGCCGCCCAGACGCCAGAGGAGAAGAAGGCGUUGCCGGGCGCGGUGAAGCUGCCCGGUCUGGCCGUUAACUUAUCAGAGCUGCAGAACGUCAAGAGUGAGCUACGAUGGGUCACCAAGGACUAACAUGAUGCCCAGCCAGGCGGAGACGAAGGCAGACAAUCUUCACAGACACAGACGUGCCCACUGCCACCGAAGACUUGAGCAGGCUACAAACUAAUCCCAACAUGUUCGGAAAACAGCUUUGUGUAAACCAACGUCUGCAGAAAAUGUCCAGCGUUUAACCAAAACCACCAAGAAGCAGGCGUCCAUUCCUUUCAGUGCUCCUCAUAGGUUAAAACCACUGCAUAUAUCUAUAUUUAUCUUACCACGUGUACCAGAUUGUUUCAUCACACAUCCAAACUUAAAUCACAAUUUAUACAAAAAAGUGAAAAGACGUCGAGAUAAAGCAAGAUAUUCUGGCUUGUUUCCGCUGCAGAAAAGACUCCACUCUACUUGGACGUUUAGGAGUAAGUGAGUUGUGUUGCAAUAACAGCUUAUUCUUGAGCAUAUUCUUUGCUUUUUUUUAGUUUUUGUGGGUAUUUUUAAGUGUGAAGUAGCUGGUUUUGAACGACAGUUGUUGACAAUUGAUGUGCAUUUAAGGAAUGUGAUUGCUCUUUUUUUCCCAUUCUGUCAAAACUCCAACUAUUCAGCACUGAUUUAUACUGAUACUUUCUAUUCAAUUAUUCAUUUCUAAAUGUUGUAACAAUUUGCAAUAAUGCGAUGGGAUUCAAGUUCAACUGUACCGAUUAUUUUUUGUUUUUGGAAGUGGGAAUAUAACGUUUUACUUGUUUUGUUGAUAUAAUUCCCAGAAACUGGUAUCUUCAGGAAAAUGUUGCAAUAAAACAAGAUGGUUCUGAAAAUCCAAA